AAGGUCACUCUGGGCUUCCAAGGCGUGCAAUGCGCCUCAUUGUUUUGGCGUGUUCUGGUUCCCCCUGCUUCCCGUGUCUCGCUGCCGGCCUGUCUUCCUUUGCAAUGGACCCUAGGAGGCACAAUACAGCAUUUGGACCAAUUCGGUCUUUGCCCGCCCUGUAUUAUUGUGUCAACAGUCUGACAACAGUCAUUCAUGUUUAUGGCAACCACUUUUCUAUCGUUUUAUUCUUUCCGCCUUCUCUGUUUUCCAUAUCAACGUAACCAAUCUGUUCCUUGGUCUCCGCCAGCAUUGCCGUAACCUGAGCGCCACAUUCUCUCCAGCAAGUAGUAAGAAGAAGAGCCCUUGUACUUGUUUGCCUUGCCUCCGUUCUUCUCUCCUCGCCCAUCUACUCUUGAGUCGCCAUUUCAUUUCCAAGCGUGCUGGAGCCCGAAUACCUAUCACCCUUUUCUCUCAAACGACACCCACCUUCAUGCCUUCCGUUUCCCAGAGCUAUGAUGUUCUCAUUAAUUUUGUCAACGACACAUCCGAUUGUGUUUCAAUUCAACUCUUGAGGGACUACGGACGAGAAGGCGGCGCCUUUACCAUCAUCCAGCCGUCUGAUUCAGUCACCCUCGUGCUUGAAUCCGGGUCCCUCUAUCAGUAUUGUCUAAAGACACGCAUCAACGUCGCGAGUGUGAUCGUGCGCCCCUGGAGAGACAUUCAUUGCAAUGUAUCUAUCCUUUUCAUUGACGGUACAUCCCGCACCACCGACUAUCCAUCGUCCGUCAGCGGAAUCAUCGUGGAUCGUUUGUGGAGAGAUCAUCGAUUCAGUAUAUGGGAUAAUCCUUAGUACUUGGGUCUAUGGUCUUGCCAAGGCACGACAUCCUUCAUAUACAACUAAUUAUUUAUAUACAUAAUAUCACCGUGUCUUCACUGUCUAUCUGGGGAUGAGGCUCAUUUAAUAUUAUAUUGUCCCAC
This is a messenger RNA of Guyanagaster necrorhizus, 960 nucleotides long. RefSeq lists its product as uncharacterized. NCBI's taxonomy places the organism in Eukaryota, Fungi, Basidiomycota, Agaricomycetes, Agaricales, Physalacriaceae. Bases 473 to 832 code for a protein of 119 amino acids. The record is from RefSeq and is a predicted model, not a curated record. The transcript is spliced from 3 exons.